Molecule: messenger RNA, 1755 nt
Organism: Miscanthus lutarioriparius
Lineage: Eukaryota; Viridiplantae; Streptophyta; Magnoliopsida; Poales; Poaceae
Source: the annotation of a GenBank genome assembly
AUGAAUUUCUUGCCUGCAAAAAAAAGCAAAGCUAAUAUGAUGCAAGAAUGCGUCAGCCCAAUCAGAGUUCUGGUGAAUUCCUUAACGAAUCAAGAGCACGUCAGGACAUCGCAAACAUGGAAUGUAAGGGGCCUCAAUGACGCUGCUCAUAGAGAACUUGUCAGGGAAACGGUGACCUGCUCGCGGCCAAGCAUUGUGUGCCUGCAGGAAACCAAACUGAGCUGUCUCACUACUACUCUGGCCCACGAGACCCUCGGCCAAUGUCUUGACUCCUAUCUUGAGUUGGGGGCUCAGGGGACUAGAGGUGGAAUUAUUUUAGCCUGGAACAAGGACAUGAUCUCUGUCACUAAUGCAGUAAAUAGAAACUUCACCAUUUCAGCAACUAUCAAGGUUAUAUCUUCAGAGACACCUUUCCUAAUGACUACAUGUUAUGGACCUGCGGAUGAUGGCAGAAAAGAUGAGUUCCUUGCUGAAUUGAUGGCUAUCAAGCCGCCAGCUACUAUUCCAUGGAUCAUUGUAGGAGAUUUCAACCUCAUCUAUCAGGCCAGUGACAAAAACAACCUGAACCUCAAUAGAAGAAUGAUGGGAAAGUUCAGACGAGCAUUAGACGAAUGUGAGCUCAUGGAGAUUGCACUGCAAAACAGGAAAUACACGUGGUCCAAUGAAAGAGAGAGCCCAACCUUGAUAAGAUUGGACAGGAUGUUCUGUAAUCAUGGCUGGGAGGCUGCCUUCCCAAACUUCGCGCUCAACGCUCUGGCAACGGGUGCUUCAGAUCACUGCCCGCUGUUCCUGACCCGUCAAGAACGCACAGUCAGAAAGGCGGCUUUCAAAUUUGAAAACCACUGGCUAAAGAUUGAUGGGUUUAAGGAGGUUGUGACAGCAGCAUGGAAUAAACCACAAUUUGGCUCAGCGCACAAUGUACUAAACAAGAAGAUGGCAGAAACGGCUACGGCGCUACGUAACUGGAACAAGAAGCUGUUCAGCAAUGCGAGGCUACAGCUGCACAUUGCAAAUGAGGUCAUAUUUAGACUGGAUAUCGCUCAAGAAGUCAGGCAACUCACAGUAGGGGAAAUCAGCUUAAGAAGUGACCUCAAGGUUAGAAUCUUGGGCCUAGCAGCAUUAGAGAGAAGCAGAAGGCGACAGGCAUCCAGAAUCAAUUUCAUCAAAGCUGGGGAUGCUUGCACGAGAUUUUUUCACCUUAAGAUGGCAGCUAGGAAAAGAAGAAAAUAUGUUGCAUCACUGAAAAACCAAGGCGGCUCCUUGGUCUGGUCAAACAAUGAUAAACAACAAGUCCUGCAGGAGUACUUUGAGAAUUUGAUUGGAAAAAAGCUCAAUCCGGUCUAUUUGUUGACGGCAGUAAAAGCACCCAAAAAAUUCCUAAAAGAACUAGAAAAACUGCGUAGACGAUUUCUAUGGGCAGGAGACAAGGAGCUUACAGGAGGAAAUUGUAAGGUGGCAUGGACCAAGGUCUGCACACCAAUGGUAAAUGGGGGCCUUGGCAUCAUCGAGCUUGAUAAGUUCAGUCGCGCUCUGCGACUUCGUUGGCUAUGGUAUUCAUGGGAUGACACAGCCAGGCCGUGGAAAGGUCUAGAUCUACCGAUAGACAGCACUGAUAUAGCACUCUUCAACGCGGCAACAAUCUGUGACUUUAGGCAACGGAAACAAGGCUACCUUACGGACCUCUCGCUGGCCGCAAGGAGAAGCACCUGCAACCUUAUACCCGGUCUGUUCAAACACAAAGAAAAGGAAGAAUAG